UUUUCUCCCACUUCCUGCCACUGCGCAUGUCUAUAGUGCAUCUUGUGUGGUGAAUUAGGCAACACGUGGACUCAGUCUAGUAGUAUUGCCAGCUGCCGCCAUGAUCCGCCCAUCUUCUCCAGACGUGGUUCGGCCCAACCUGCCUCUGAGAAAACCCACAACCAACCCUGGCGGAGCUCCCACCGCCAGCAGCGCAACUACCACUUUUCUGAGGGGUGCUAUGCUUUCAUUGACUGAAAGGAACGAAGAUAUGUUGGGGGAAUCCAUGCCUCCACUGAGGAAAGUGAACUUUUGUAAUUUCUGUGGUCAGCAAGCUAAUUUUCGAUGCAUGCGGUGCAAGAAGACUUUCUACUGCUCUGUGGUAUGUCAGUCUGAAGACUGGAGGGCACACAGACACAUUUGUAAGGCCAGCACUCCAGCUCCUGCAAAAGAAACUCCUGUGGAAGCCAUAGUUUCGCCAGUGGUAGGAGACAGAACCAGCCAGCCAGAGCCGAAGAUGAACCAGGGUGAUGCAUCCACCCCUCAAAGGGUUUAUUUGAGGGACCUGGAGAUGACUACACUUGCUAAAGGAACAGAAAUCCAGGCGACAGUGUUGGAACUCCACAGCCCAAGCAAGUUUUUCCUCCUUGCCCAGAGCCCUGAGGUGCUGGACGCUCUGCACCAAAUUACCACUGAGCUGCAGAAGACCUACAGCGGCUGCUCAUCAGUGACAGCAUAUACACCCAACCUGGGGGAGGUCUGCGCUGUUCAGUUCUCCCAUGAUCUGAAUUGGUACCGAGGCCUGGUUCAAUCUAUGGCUGCUGAUCAGAAGACAGCUAGCAUCCUUUACAUUGACUUUGGCAAUGAGGAGGAUGUUCCUUUGAACAGGAUCCAGCCCCUGGCAACCAAUAUCAAGCGUGCUCCUCCCUGUGCACUGAGGUGCUGUGUUGCCAGAGUGGUGCCACCAAGUGACACCUGGACAGGGGAGUGCUGCAUAGUGUUAAGACAGGCUGUUACUGGCAAGAACCUGACCGUUAGUGUGGUGGGCUUACUGGAGAGUGAUCACGUCCAUGCUGUGGAUAUUCUGCUUCCUUUCAUGGGCAAGCAGCUGAGCACAUUUCUCAUUGAAUGUGGUUAUGCGCUUGAGGAGGAAACCAAUGUGAAACCAACAAAGCAAGAAAUAAAUGCCCUGGAGAAUGCCUCCUUGGAAAACUUCAAGCGUUUGUCCAACGGGAAGGAUGAUAACACUUGGGCCCAGCCACCGGAGCCACUGACUCAGGCACUGGGUGACUCCUUCUCUGUUGUGGUCACCCACCUCCAGUCACCCCUUGACAUUAUAUGUCAGAAGGUGGAGAAUGCUAGUGUGAUCCAGGAGCUGCAGCUGAAGCUGAGGGAACACUGCCUCCAGCUCCCUGCCAGCCAGAACUUCAGACCAGCCCCUGGCACCGCCUGCUGUGCCCAGUUUUCAGAGGACAACCAGUGGUACAGGGCUAAAGUGCUGGCCUAUUCAUCUGAGGAGCGUGUUUGUGUCGGCUACAUUGAUUUUGGUAACUCUGAGGAGGUGGAUCUGGCCUGCCUGCGGCCCCUCAGCACCUCACUGCUGGCAUUGCCUAUGCAGGCUAUCCCGUGUGCUCUAGCAGGCGUGCAACCGGUAGGGGAAUCCUGGUCGGAGGCGUGUGUGUUGGCCAUGCAGUCCAUAGUGUCCAACCGCAUCUUAUGUGUGAAGAUCAUGGGAGGGCGUGAGGACAAGGCUUUGGUGUCCCUGAUCGAUGAGGCCAGUGACCCUCAGGCCAAUGUGGCCGAGGUGCUGAUCUCUGCUGGCUACGCUGCCCCCAGCACCAGCUGCAACCAGCCGGCCGAGCAGGCGAUGACUGCUGCUGGAGACGCACAGGCGUCUGGACAAGCAGAAGAGCCACUGGUGUGGUCUUGUGCUGAGCUUCCCACUGAUGGCCAGACAGUGGCGCUGCUGGUCAGCGUCGUGGAGAACCCUGAAGAGUUUUACUGCCGCAUUCACAAUCCUAAAGACCAUGAGAUGUUGAUCGAGCUGGGGGCUCAACUGAAGCAGCACUGCAAGGCAGACGCCCCACCUUUCAGCCCCAAAGCAGGAGAGCCCUGCUGUGCGAUGUUUUCUGGUGAUGGGGCAUGGUACCGGGUUAUGGUCAAAGAGGUGUUUGAAGAACAUGCGUCAGUCUACUAUGUGGACUAUGGCAACAACAGCUGGGUGUUAAAGAGUGACCUCAGAGCCAUAACACCCCGACUCCUGAAACUCCCCUUUCAGGCCGUCCGCUGCUGGCUUGCAGGUGUGCUGCCGCGUGGUUUAGAGUGGAGCAAGGAAGCCCUGCUUUGGUUCCAGACGUUGGUGGACGGCCGGCAGCUUUCUGCCCGCGUCCUCUCUGUCACUGAUCGUGGCUAUGGUGUGGAGCUGGAGAGCAACGGGCAGAGUGUGGCAGCCACUCUCAUAUCAGAGCAGCAGGGACGGUCCUCCACACAGGCUGUGCAGCUCUCUGUUCCCACACCCAGAGAGACCCAUGCAACCACUGGCACUCUUGCCAAAAACCCAGAGAGUAUGAUAGAAAAGGAGCAGAGUCACUCACAGGUCCAAGCCUCUAAUGUGACAGGAGCCAGCACCAAGGAUGCACCAGCUGAGGAGCCAGCUGUGGCAGCACCGUCUGCAGCUUCUUUCCCAGUGGACUGGAAGACUGUGGAGCUGCCUCUCAAUCAGACCUUUGAACCUUGCGUUGCAGCGGUCAUCAGUCCUUCUCUCUUCUACAUCUUGAGUCCCAGCCAGGUGGACGUGAAGAAGCUUCAGCAGUUGAUGAUGGAGCUGGCUACCUACUGCAACAGCAACCAGGCCUCGUAUUCUUCUUCUGCUGUCCAGAAUAAACCAGCGCCUGCAGCUGCCUGCUGCACUCAGUUUUCUGCUGAUAAUAACUGGUAUCGUGCGGUGGUCCUGGAGGCUGAAGAGAAUGAAGUCAGCGUUAUCUACGCCGACUAUGGCAACACUGAGAAGGUGCCAUACUCCAGAAUCAUGCCCAUCCCUCUGCACCUGCUGGAGCUCCCCUUCCAGAUCACCCGCUGUGCCCUCAGUGGUAAAGAGCACUUCCCUGCAGUUUGGCCAGUGGAAGUGGUGGAACUGUUCAAAUCUCUGCUCUCAGAGGGCGUCCUCGCCACUGUCCAGUCCUUUGACGGCUCCACUAACCUUCUCUCAGUCACACUCAGCACUGAAAGGGGUCGGGGGCAGCUCAAUGCAAUGAUCUUAGAUGGGCUGCAGGCCCAGACCAGGCAUCUUCCCAGCCCGACUCCCACCCUGAAGGCUGACCACCCUAACAACAGCACAUCCAGCACCACUCCUGUAGCAGCACCUGACCAGCCUCAGCCUGCUUCAGUCACUGAAACUUAUAAGGGGCUGGAAAGUACAACAUUUACCACCAGCAGCCCAGCCAUGGCUCUAGGGCCAACGCAGACUCCCCAGCAAAAGGAUAAAGUUGAGGAUGCAGUACAGAAGGUUAUUGAGCAAAUGGAGCCACCAUGUGGAGCUCCAUCAUGCAAAGUCAACACAAAGACUACUGCCUCAGGUCCUGCAACUUCUGGCUGUUGCUGUCUGGAACUGAAGACCAAGAUUGACCACCUGGAACAGCUGAUGCAGCAGCAGCUUUCUCUUAUCAAGCAAAUGGCUAGACAGUAAAAAUGUUGAAAAUCACAAAUAACAAAGCCUUACAAUGUUGUUAACUGUUAUGUGGAUCUCAGUGUGUUCAUUUUUUUUUCUUAUCAUUUUUGUCCUCAUCCAAAUCAAGUUUAAUGUUAAAGUGUUGCAGCCCAGCAAAUUGUUCUAUUUCCUUGUUUCUGUUCUUGCACUCUUGCUCGGGGCUUUUAUGUUUUUUACUUACGGUCAAACUUCCAUCAUGUUUGUAUUUUAUUUUUUAUUUCUGAUUUUAUUAUUUAUUUUAAUCUGGUUCUCAGAAAAUGACACUGCACUUUGAUAAUUUGGUUGUUCUGUUAUGCAAGUCAUAUGUACAAGAUACAAUAAUGUUAAAACCUCAACUACUUUUUCUUCUACAUUGACUUCUGGAGAGAGAGAGAGAAAGAAAGAAAAAAGCUGUUCACUGUUAACAUUGCAAUGCAUGCUGUAGUGCCAUCUGUUUCUUUGUUCAUUCCAUCUGUUCCACCAGGGAUGGCCUGCCUGACUGAUUUGUGUUUGACAUGUCUGAGCUUUAAGAUAAAAGUUCUGUAGAAAA
Myripristis murdjan (pinecone soldierfish) is the source of this 4214-nucleotide messenger RNA. RefSeq names its product tudor domain containing 1 (gene tdrd1). The transcript has 26 exons. Bases 101 to 3664 code for a protein of 1187 amino acids. Lineage: Eukaryota; Metazoa; Chordata; Actinopteri; Holocentriformes; Holocentridae. The record is from RefSeq and is a predicted model, not a curated record.